Messenger RNA from Gasterosteus aculeatus aculeatus (three-spined stickleback), 3333 nucleotides. NCBI's taxonomy places the organism in Eukaryota, Metazoa, Chordata, Actinopteri, Perciformes, Gasterosteidae. The record is from RefSeq and is a predicted model, not a curated record.
CUCGCGCCCCUCCCCAUUCCUCAGCAGGUCGCAGGUUGCUGCCUUUCCAUCCCACUGGGACCGUGAAACCAUUCCCUGUUUUUCCUGCCAUGUGGAACACGGGCUCAGAGAAGAAGGGAUUCGCACGCACCGCUUCCGCGCGCUCCCGCACUCCGUAUGGCUCGCAGUGAUUGACGGACACACAGCAUGGAGUUCCAGAAGAGGCUUUCCUCCUGCUGGGAGAGCUUUUUGCGUUGUUUUAAAAAGCCGAACCAGCCCGUGGCCAAAACCCGCGGGGACAAAGACUUAGUUAUAGGAAAUCCCGAAUUUGACGGUCGUGAUGAACCAACGCCGCUUGCACCUGCGAUUCCCGGCGUUUAUUACAUCGCCCAGUACAACUACUCGGCGCGCACCGAAGAGGACCUGAGCUUCCACGCGGGGGACACUUUGGAGGCUCUCGAUAAAAGUCACGGCGAUUGGUGGUUGGCGAAAGCCCUGACCGGGGUCUCCGCGUCCCACCAGGGAUACAUCCCGGCUAACUAUGUGGCGCCCCUGGAGAGCGUCGACGCUGAAGCAUGGUAUUUUCCCGACACGAAGAGGCUUGAUGCCGAGAAGAUGCUGUUGGCAGAAGGGAAUCAGCAUGGUGCCUUCCUCAUCCGAAAUUGUGAAAGUCAGCAGGGGGAGCGCUCCCUCUCGGUGCUGGAUGCUGGGAAGGUGAAGCAUUAUAAGCUUAAAAAACUGGCGAACGGUCACUACUACGUGUCGAGGAACCGAUCCUUUGAAACAAUAAGGGAGCUUGUGGAACAUUACUCCAACCAUUCCGAUGGCCUCUGUGUGCGUCUCUGCGAGCCUUGCAAAAAGAUGGAGGCUCCACAGACUCACGGCCUCUCCUACAACACGGUGGACCAAUGGGAGAUUGAACGCAAAUCCAUCAAGCUCCUAAAGAAGCUUGGAGCUGGUCAGUUUGGCGAAGUGUUCGAGGGCCGGUGGAACGAAACCACAUCGGUCGCGGUGAAGACCCUGAAACCGGGUACAAUGGACGCGGAGGACUUCCUAAGAGAGGCUCAGCUCAUGAAGAGGCUGCGGCAUCCUAAGCUGAUCCAGCUGUAUGCAGUCUGCACUAUGGAGGAGCCCAUAUACAUCAUCACAGAGCUGAUGAACAACGGCAGCUUACUGGAGUACCUCAAUAAGGAUAAGGGCGUCACGCUGGGUAUCUCCCAACAGAUUGAGAUGGCGGCCCAGGUUGCCGCGGGCAUGGCUUUCCUGGAGUUGCAGAACUACAUUCACAGAGACCUGGCAGCCAGGAACGUCCUGGUCGGCGAGAACAACGUCUGCAAAGUUGCCGACUUUGGCCUCGCAAGGGUCUUCAUGAAAGAGAAUGAAAAUGUGUAUGAAGCCAAAGAAGGAAGUAAAUUCCCUGUGAAGUGGACCGCGCCGGAGGCCAUCAACGACCAUAAGUUCACCAUAAAAUCAGACGUCUGGUCCUUUGGGAUCCUGCUGUACGAGAUCAUGACGUUUGGACAGAUGCCUUACCCAGCCAUGUCAAAUUACCAAGUCGUCCAUCAGGUCCCCCAGGGCUACAGGAUGCCAAAUCCCCCCAACUGUCCCAAAGUCAUGUAUGACAUCAUGGCGGACUGCUGGAAGGAGAAGGAAAAUGAUCGGCCCACAUUCGAGACCCUGCAGUGGAAGCUGGAGGACUUGAUCUUUGACCAGGACGUGACCUCCUACGACGAUGCCAGCCGCUAUUAGAACACCAGAAAAAAAAUCCGACUGAACUUUUUGCACUGAAUCAAAAUCACACAAUGUACAAUAAUGUCUUUAUGACGCAACAGAUUGAAAUGUGAUUUAAAAUGCCACUCCUUUUUUCCGGUGACAUGACGGAUUUAAUAUGCGGCGAGGAAGUGCUGACUCACAGCAGAACGCACUUUCGAACUCUUGCCAUCGGAAGAGGCUUCUUUCAGCAGUGGAGGCCAACUGGCCAGACUGGUUCUUCCUGCUUUCCACGUAACGCACAUUCUGUCCUUUCCUUCCGCUAGGUACCUAGAGUUGUUGUGUUUUAUUUGUGAGCUCCGUUCUGUUUGACGUGUGCUGAUCCUUGCUGAUUGUAAUCAUUACAAUUAUUUACACUUACACAGAGCAACAGUAGCAUUGUUUUGACUAUAUCUUGCCUCCUGAUCAAAGUCACAUUCCCUCUUAGCUCGUCACUGGUCUCAACCAGCUCUGUAUCACUAUACCCACAAAGCUGCAGUGACGUCAUUCCUUUCUGCUCUAAGAGGGUACAUUAGUUGAAUACAUUUUGUUAGUCUUUCACGUGGGGAACUUCCAGUAUAACUGCUCAGUGCCUGACCAAAGUGAAACUGGAUUUAAUCCCUCAUGUUUUUUGUUAAACGCGGUAGUGCUGCUCUCAUAUCUAUGACCACGUUUUUUCUGACUAUGUAUCUACGCCAUGGAAGAGCUGGCACUACUAAUCUAAUGACGACAACUACUCAAAUGUAUGAGCCUGGUGAAAUAUCUCAUGCUCCAGUAGUUGUAUAUAAUGCGGUAAGUUCAAUGAGCAUAAUUUGACAUUUUUACAGUGUUUGUAGUGUAUUUUAUAAUUAUCCUGUGUAUAUAUGGUAAGAUUAAAUGAUUGAUAUUUACUUCAAUGUUUUAUCAUUGAUUUUGACUUGGAGAAGUGCAAUUGAAUAGCUUGUUAUUAUAAAUGAAGUGAGCUACGUCAUACAUAGAGAGAUUUGGAAGGUAAAAAAUGAACUUGAACUAAAGUUCACUUAAGAAUUAUUUGCCCAAAACCGCGAUCUAUUUAUUUCGAUCUAUUAUCGAUUUAUUUUUUAUUUGAUCUAACCUCUGUCCUCCAUACCUCCAUGGGCCCACUAGGUGGCACUCGGACCCACCAGUGGGCUGCUACUCGGAGGUGGAAGAUGUAAAGUUUCUCACUUUAGACUCUAUUACACGGGAUCUUUGUCCAUUUAAGGCCAUUUUUAUGUUGCACAUUGUCAUCUCUGACUCACAAUCUUGGUCUGUUUGCACAUUAUUGACCUUUCAUUUUAGCUAUAGGUUUCUCCACAUUCUGAUUCGACUCGCAUUGUUUCUGUCUGUCCCAUGUUCACGACAUCAGGGCAUGUCUCCUUCUGAGACGUCUUCGUUUUUUUUCUUAUUUGUGACACACUCAGACACUUGGUUCAGAGAUUCUACCACAUGGUGCAGUGGUAGUUGACAGCUGUGCAUAAUACAUAACUACAAUGUCCACAGGACAAAUCUGCCAAGUUUUGAUGUUGAUGUGCAUGUUUACACCUCUUUUUCUCUCUCAACGUGUCUCCUGUCUUGAGUGUCGGAUUAAAGGCCAGAAUAAAAAUA